AAAUUCUAAAACGACUCGCGUGGUUUUCAAUCCAUCGAUAAGUACGGUAGACAAUUUAGUACGGAAAGCUGUCGACAGAUGGCGACAACGGAACAGGUGCACUCGACCAAUCGGCGUGCGCGUAAUUCCCCCCACCCCUGACCAUCUACCGAUUGGCGCUACGGCGGUGUCACGAACAGCGAUCGCAAUAUGGCUUCCGCCACCGCCAGCAAGUGAGAGUACCUCCGAAGGUGACAUCGAAACAUGGUGGAAUAUUUAAGAGUGCGCGAAGCGUCGCGCGUGUGAAAAUUGCUCGCGUGUCCGUCUCUAUAAUCCCGUGUCGAAUCGACGAGUGUUCGAUAUACAGUGCGCGCGAUUGGGAAAACAAAACAUUUCGGGGAAGAAGAGAGAGAGAGAGAAACACUUGUGUUCGGUCUGUCGUUGGACAGAGACGUACUGUACGCACGGGCUGUAGGUUAGAAAAGGAUAGAGUGACGGUGUGAUACAUCGGUUCGUUUAGCCAGGGGUUUCUGACACGAGAAUGCGUAUCGAUAGGAAAAGAAGCACGAAAUACCGUGUCGCUCGGCUUCGAAGAUAUCGUUUCGUGCGAAUAACGUUGUAAUUCGAAAGCGGAGAGAACAUCGAAUCUUUUUCGAUAGUUGAACACGGUGCGCGCGACUCACACGUCGAAAGCGUGGCUCUGUCGGUGUGUUACGUUCCGUACACACGCCGUGGUCGUGUCCCGAUUUGCGUGCGUGUGCGUGGCCGUGUACGUGCUAUCUUUCGGUGUUGGAAAUUGAAAGAAGACAGGCGGUCGGUGAAUGAGCGGGGAAGAAUGAGAAAAAGAGUAGAGCGGCGGCACGGGGUGUUGUACAUCGACGAGCACGACGACGACGACGACGACGUAACAGAGAGAAGAAGAGGCAAAAGAGCGAGUGAGUGAGCCAGGGCGACGUUGCCAGAGUUUUCCUUCUCGCGUUCCCUACACCGUAUAGCACGUACCUUCGUGCUCCGGGAGCAAGACCGAAACAGAAAGAAUAUUAUGUGACAAGGAGCGAGAGCAAAGUAGUGCGCGGAAGCUUAAAUACAUACACGCGUGCACGCGUGCACACUGCGAGAGGGGCACGAGCCACGAGUAGCGUGAGUCGCGCGAAAAGGAUCUAGGGAAUUUUUGCUCUCUACCCCCCUUUGAGUUCGUCGAUUUGUCGGUAGUCGGUAGUGUUUUUGUUCGUGCCCUCUGAACGUGAUUCGUGAAUUACCAUGAGACGACUCCCAAUGACGUACACACUGAGCACGUGACACGCCGAGUUAGGCCGAUCGACAAGCCAUGAAGAAGCCACGCGUGGACCGGGACCGGCUUCGGGAGCGGGAACGACAGGCCCGCGCGGCGAUGUCGGUCCAGGCCGAACAGGCGGCUGCAGGAGGUGGUCCUGACACCAGACACCAUCACCAUGGCCAUCAUAACCACGCUCACCACCAUGCUAAUCCGCAUACCGUCGCCGCUCCGCUCUUCCAUGCUCCCGUCAGGGUGAACCCUGAUGCCCGGGACAGCACGACGCAGCAAAUCCAAUCUAAACUAGGCAACUAUUCACUGGUGAAGCAUCUGCUGGACGAGCCUAAACGGCUGAUCGGUAUCGAGGGUGUGCCACCGAGUCCAGCCCCAUCCCCGUCACCCUCGUCCCUUCGAACGAGUUCCAGUUCGAUCGGUACGAAUUCCAGGAGCUCGCCGUCCUCCCAAGAAUUCAAGAAACCCGGAGGACCGAGGACCAGCUCGUCUUCGUCCUCAUCGUCGAGCCAUCAACGUGGUGGUUUCGUGAAACCAGCCGACGGCAAGCCACCGUACGGUGGCAGGGGUGGUUACCCUGGCCAACCGGUGAAGCACGGGGGUAACAGCAACGAUCAUCGUAGCCACGGUUUAUUACCGGCCAAAGGACCGCCCCCGAAUUCACCCGGGAACGGUACGCUCGUUGGCAAUUCGAAUAUCGGGAAUUCCAACGGCGGCGGCAGGCUUCACUCUGCCGGCAACAGACUGUCCAGGUUAACUCUCGAUAACGGAACAAAUUCGAGGCCUGGUCCCACCGAGAAUUCGGCAGAUGUUGAGAACAUUUUGAAGGAAAUGACCAUGCCACCCACGCCCCUCACGGCUAUAGCCCAGACACCGAGGAAGGAACUCGAGUCGAAGUUCACGUUCAACCCUGUCCUGGCGAAGUUGACUGAAGUGACGCCGCAGGAAACCGCGAAGCCUCAACGCGAGCGGCACACCGACAACAGGUUAUCCGCGGAUUUGGAGCGGGAUCUGAGCCUAUCCGAGGACAGCGAGGAUGAAGUCGGAAAGGAAACGACGUCGCGGACGGCGAGGGGAAACAGAAGUCCUGACCUUACGGUCGAUCUGUCAACGCCGUUGAUACCGGCGAUGACUCCCGCCCCGCCGCCUCUGGCACCCAUGUCACCCAUGGGUCUGUCACCUGUGGGUCCUUUAUCACCUACGAGGCCGCUCAGCCCGAGCAGACCGUCGUCACCUCCGAAGCAAAUGACACCUGAGCAAGUACUUUCACCUCCACCAGUGAGCCCUUUGCAAUCGAAGGGCUCCCCCGUCCCUAUCAUCCAAAGGCCGCCCAGUCCGCCUGGCCAGGCACCGCAGAGUUCCGGAAGCGCCAGUUCCAGCUCGGAUUCCGGCUCUGACUCUGGCUCGGAUAGCAGCGACGAUUCCGAGGACGAAACGAGCACCCAACCUGCCAAAGGACCUUCGACACCACCCUCUGUGUCACCAAAGAACGAGAAUCUGAUCGAGGAACCACCGGCAGCUAUCGAGGAAUCGAAACACAGGUGGAACCUCGAAUCGUUCUUCAACAAGAAGGUGAUGCCGCACGGGGAACAGAACGCUGAAAACAAGCAGACGCAGGAUUGCAAUAGGCAAGAUGGUUCCCCAGCAACGACAGCAGACGUCAGAACGCACAGGGAUAAGGCAGCUCACGAUUGGCAGCUCGACGAAGCCGUGAAGAGGACUCACAAUCCGACGAUGAUCAGCGUUCUCGACAGCGAUAGCUAUAGAUCCUCGGAUCAGGAGAAGGGUCAGCCCGUGGAAGAGAAUCGUGUUCAAACGGAGAAACCAAAAGUGGCCGAUGCGAGGAAACGUGGACGACCUAGAAAACCUACCAAGAGUCCGAAGGGUGGUCAUCGGACGUCGGACGAGAGUCUGAAGAAUGGCAAGCCUCGUAGUAGAACGAGAGGAGUCAGUAGUCCUAUCAAAAGAAAGAUACCUCUGUCGAAACCUACCAUCUCGACCAGCGACGACGGAAGCGACGACCGAUCGCAGGAUGGUUCCAGCGAUUCGGACAGCGAUCGACCGACCAGGAUAUCUCCGGUCGAUGCUGCCAUCAACGAGAAGAGACGGUCGAGAGUUAGCGGCUCCUCCAGCGAAGACGAGGGUCCUCCUAAUGGAAAGAACAACAUUGCCUCCGAGGAUGAUAACACGCGUUGGAGAAGGGUAUCCAUCAAGAGAAGCAAGCUGGCAGACUCGCCUAAGAAGCAGGAGAAGAAGAAGAGUCCCGCCAAAGCCAAACCAAGAAGAUCGAAUUCGAGGGUGACAAACGUUGGGGGGUCUGAUUCUGAUAGCGAGUCUGAGAUGUCGGUGAGAAAUCGCAUUCAAGUAGCUAGGGUACCUCCAAGGCCAAGGGCACCUCCAACCAGGACAACUUCCCCGGAAAACUCGGACAGCGAUAACAGUCCAGGUCCGAAGUUGCAGGAGGAAGAUGCUGGUAACGUGCAAGACAAGAAAAAGAGCGACACGCUUCGAAAGGUCUUCUCGUCUUCGAUGGGCGGAGGUAAGGUUGGCGGUAAAGGAGGAAAAGGUGGAAAAGGCGGAGGCAAAUGUGGCAUCUACGUGGAAGAGUACACGACCUCUGCCAAUACACCGACCGGCGGGGACAGUCCGUACAAGAGACCGUCGUCCCAAGCAUCCAGCAUCAUUCAAUCUUUCCCACCGCUUACCUACGUGAACGGUGUGCCCAGUUUACUCUGCAGGAUCGAGCUGAGCAGACUUCCCCAUCUAUCUCAACUGUCGCGAGGACAGGAAUUGAGGCAACGCACGGAGCUACCCGACACCAGGCCAUCAUCCAGGCAGGCUUCCACCUUGACCGCCCAACCUACUCGACCAUCCACGCCCGAGGAGGGAGAGAUAAUUGACACGCCACCGCCUCAACAGUUACCUACCGACUCGAGGAUUCACGGUGACGCGUUGCUAGUCGACGGCGAGCUGAAGAAUCGCGCUGUGAUCAAAGGGGAACCUAUUACGGACUCGAAGAGUAAUUGUGGCAUCGGACUGGGUGCUGGUCUCGUCGGUGGAGGUGCUAGUGGAAGUGGUAGUGGUGCUAGUGGCGCGGGUAGCGCGCCCAAGAGGAAACGUAAUCCGAGUUGUAGUUCUGUGACCAGUUUCAGUACUGUGUGUUCCAUAGAGACGAAAGGAAAGGGAUCGGGGGAGCACAAAGAAAGAAAGAAGAGAAAGAGAAAACACGCGGACGUUGAAGCUGUCGCAUCCAGGUCCUCUUCGAAUCAGCAAAGCGACAUACAACCAACGAAUCACGAACGGGAAGAAAAACCUGACACCAGCUUGUUGCCGCCACCACCACCGCCUCAACGCGUCUAUUAUUCCUACUUCAAUCCUCAGAACGAAGUUUUGGAGGAUCAAGAUAGGUGGGACCAGAAUCAGUACCUGAUGGAAGCGAAACGGCUAAAGCACAGCGCCGACAAGGAGUGCGAACUCACGGCGCAGGGUAUGCUUUACCUGGAAGCCGUUCUGUGUUUCCUGCUCACUGGCAACGCCAUGGAGUCAGAUCCUGUCACGGAGAGGGCGUCGUUCACCAUGUACAAGGAUACUCUCAGUCUCAUCAAAUACAUCUCUUCGAAGUUCAAGAGUCAGCAGAACAACUCGCCAGAGAGCAGUAUACAUAACAAGCUAGCCAUUCUAAGUCUCUUUUGCCAGUCUCUUAUAUACUUGAAGUUGUUCACGAUGCGCAAACAUGAAGUGAAGGAGACACAGAAGAUCCUCAGCGACUAUCAUCAGAAACCCGCUCAGGCAACGCCGGUGCAACCGGAAGGUCAAGGAACUCCUUCUCUAUCGCCCACCCCGUCGCCGGCCGGUUCCGUGGGUUCGGUUGGCAGUCAGAGUUCCGGAUACAGCAGCGGUGAACUGGCGAAUCGAGGGGCUGCCUCGGGUCAACCGCAGGCAGCUCCUUACGUUAGCGUUCCGCUGAAUGUUCACAACGCGAUGGUAAAACAAAAUUAUCACCUUGGCUUGCUGUUUAGUUGUCACGAUCUCUGGGACCAGGCCAACGCUCUGGUGACAGAAAAGCAUAGAGAUUUUUUCAUCGAGCUGGAUGAAAAACUGGGACCCCUCACGUUGAAAAGUUCGCUGCGCGAUUUGGUGCGAUACGUACAAGCCGGUAUAAAGAAGCUUAGAGAUCUCUGACCACAGUGGCAUAGCCCCCGACCGCCCACCCCGAAUUACAUUACUUCUCUUCCGCAAAACAUGGCCACGUAUCCAACGAUGUUCACGUAAAAACGUUGCAACGAUCGUCGUAGAUUCGAAACACGCCAUGAGAGAAAAAGCUUCGUAAAGCAAAAAAGGAGGAGAGAAGUUGGAAGUGUAGUUGUUAAUAAAUAAAGGACUGUUUACCGUGGGGUGCAGAAAAUCGGUGGUACGGGGGAGCAACUACGCGUAGUUGCGAGAUAACUGUCGAAUCACUUGCUCCACAGUCAGAGAAAGAGAGAGAAAAAAAAAGAGCUCUAUGAAGUUUCUACGUUAGGAGAUUCACGGAGGCGUCCUGGGCAAUUUUUUUAACGCUCCUAGCAUCAACUUUAUAGUCAAUUCAAGUUACUCGUCUGCAGGUGGACAGUUGAAGAAGGAUCUUGUCGAUCCGUGAUCGGUGCGUAGAGAAUCUCUCGUAUUCUGUGCGUAGCACGAGUUACUUAUUUUCGAAACGAAGAAAGAGGAGGACGAGGAGGAAGAAGAAGAAGAGGAGGAGGAGGUAUUGAUACGUUUCGCGAGACGAAGAAGGGAGGGAAAACACGUUGUCCCUAUUUUUCUUUUCGAGAUAAACGAUUUUGUAAAUGAAAAUUGAAUGCGAACGGAGUAGAAGGAUGAAAUCGAUGUAUCGACGAAAAGAAGAAGGAAUAAGAAGUGCCACAGAAGCGCCCGUGUGUUCUCGCUUUACGGUGCGCCGCAGCCGACGUUACCUGAAGCAUGAGUUUCGUCUUGGCGAUUCGAAUGCGACGAAUACACAAUGAUAUACAUAUAUGCAUAUAGUUUAUUACCUAUAUAAAUAUAUAAAUAAUUAUAAAUAUAUAGAUAUGAAUAUAUUUAAUGAAAAGAAAACCAACGCGUCACGCACGCUGGCGUUUCAUUUUUAGAGAAAGAAGAUGAAAUAAUAGAAAAGGCGGUCGCAAAAUUCCUGGACGAGGGUAUAGGUGAGCGAAUUUAAAGAGUGACCAGGGUCGGAUGGGGGGGGGGAAUUAGUGUAAUGAUGCAUUUCUCUUCGUUGGAGAUGCGCCACGAGCAACAAUGAUCAACGGUUGAUCCAACCGAUUUUCAACCAACUACUAUAAAAACAAAUAAAAUGUCUGACGUCUGUGAACGAAGGACACGACUCUUUUGUAGAUAGGUUACGAAAAAAAGAAAACAAACAAACAAACAAAAGGUAACUUAGAUUAGAUAAUUAAUACGCAACAAGGAAAAACAACGUUAAAUGGUAACAGAAAGAAAACAACCAAUACAUAUUAUUUACAAUUACUUAGAAUUAAACGGGGAAUAAGUAGAGGUUCUAGUGAUGAGAAAAUAAAAAAAGAAUAUUCAGAUAAUUAUACAUAGCGCAUACACCACAUUAUAAAUAGUGCGAUUAUAAAAAAAAGAACGGGUAAGAAAAAAAAGAAAAGAGAGAAAGAAAGCGAGAACAGACACCAGGCGAUAAAUAAAAAAAAAAAAAGAAAGAUUAACGCGUAACGGAGAGAUAGAAAUCGCGUUAAUGCUCUCUCGUUACAUCAGACGUGUAAAGAAGAAAAGAAAAAAGGAAGAAAGAAAGAAAAGCAUAACGGAUAAGUAAGUUGCUCAUGUGUAUAUUUUUGUAAAUAGGUAUUUGCGAGUGCCGCCGCCUUGAGGGUGACCUGUCGUCGUUUCCAUAACGCGUCAGAGUCGGCCCGCCCCAAUUUUUGCUACCACAAGUCUUAUCGAGAAUCAGGAAAAAUUUCUGGUAAAUAAGAAGGAAAAAGAAAAAAUAUUAAAAAUAACACGUACAGAACACAAGAUAAUUAUACAUGUCCGCCGAAUUUGUCCCGAACGUUCAUUCCGAGUCCGGUUCUUACGAUUUUAUUCGUUACUUACAUUUACGUUACCGCGUUUUCGAUCGAGAUCACUCUUCAUCAUUGCGCUAUUCUCGAGCUCGGUUAUCCAUUAUUUUUCGUUACUGUUAGUAUCGUUAAGUUUGCUUUUCGUUUGGUUCCUUCUAAUCAUCGACAAAGUGAGAAACCGUCGCGUGUUUUUGUCAAUUGUAUCCGGGAGAAUGUUGCGAGAGCUUCAAGUAUACGAGGCCUGAGGGUAGUACACGCGAACUGAGCGAAAUUGAUCCGAGAACGUUUAGCGAGAAGCAAAGAGAACGAAGGAGAUCCUAAUGAAGCGUUAGCAACGAGUUCACGGAACGUUCAUUGGACCAGAAUCGUCGAAACGAGGAAAUAUAUCUCUACGAUUAGACGGAACAUAUCGAAAUUAAAUUGAAAAUUCGAGUAUGCGAUAAAGACGUUAGAAUUUACAUUUUGUUAGAAUUUAUAACGGUGUAGUAAACAGCGAAAAUUGGACCAAUCUAUUAUACGUAUAUCCGUAGAGACACUUCUAAGAAAAGAAACACCGUAUCCGUCUAUUCGUUGCUAACGCUUUUCAUGAAAGGACGAUAGAAUAUAAGGAAGAAAGGGAAAUUAGCGGAAAUAAAAUAGGAAGGAUUGGACGCGGGUUGACGAGACUCGAUUAGGGCCCGUAGAAAUAACUAAGCGCGGUCCAAUGGUUCACGGGAUACAAUUUUAUACCACGUGUGUGUGCGCGUGCACACAUACUAAAGGAUAAAGAGAUUAAAAAAAAAAGAAGAGAGGUUUAUUAAAAAGAAAAAAAAAAUGUACGUAUGUUUUGAUAUUUUCGAACAGCACACGUAUUUAUAGCGGGUACGUAAAUAAUAUCAGGCCUUCGCUCUCGUCAGUCCGCGGCUGUGAUUGAAAAAAUAAAGAAAAAAUAAAAAUGAACGCACAGACGCAACGACCUUUGUGACUCGCCUGAAAUUCGUUGUCAAAAUGAUUUUAUAACAGAAAAGAAAAAAAGAAGGGCAAAUUCUGCGUGUACGAUCGUCAGGGGUGCAAACGCGUCACCGUAAGCUCAGGUUCUUCUCUUUCGAGAGACGCGAUAUUUAACUCCAUCUUGUUAUCAUUUUUUUUUUUUUCUUAUACUUUUUGUUUAACGAUUUUAGCUUUGUUUUGGGGCAAAGAUUCUUUACAUACGUGUUCCUACAGACCUCCAAAGAAAGACAAAGAAUGCGAAUGGUGCUGCCGUUCUGAUAAAGAGACGAGGUUGUUCGAGGGAUAAUGAUUAACGCGUGUUUUUCUUCUUCUUUCUCUUGUUUCGUUUCUUUUUCUUUUUUUGUUUAUCGAUCGACAAACGAUCGAUUCAGCUGGUCGCGUGAAUGUUUUUCUUUUCCUACGAUUUCAAGAGAAAAAAAAAGCGUUUACGCAUAUUAUGCAUAUAUUAUACCAUAUUAUUAUAUUAUAUUAUAUAUAUUAUUAUAUAUUAUCAUUAUUAUCGCUACUUUUAUUAUUAAUAUUAUAUAUUAUUAUUGAGUUAUUGAUACACUAUGAUCGUUAUUAUUUUUCGAGGUAUUUAUAGGGAUGAAUGAUGUCGGGGGGGAUGAAAGAAUAAGGAAAGGUAAACGGUACGUGUGAGGAAUGCGUGUUUUGCCUGUUUCCGUGCGUGCAUGUGGACGGUUGCAUGAGUGAAAGAAAGAUGGAAACGGUUAAACAAUGCAUGUCGGGAACGACAAAUUGUAUAUUGUACCUAAAUACAGCAGCAGAAACGAUUUUCGACGGUUCACCGAAUUUUGUCGAGCGUAUACAUAUACGAUAUAUAUAAAUUAUAUAUAUUCAUGUAUUAUAUAUAAGUUAUAUAUACAUACUAUGUAUCAUAUGUAACAAUUACCGUUUGAUUUUUAAUUUUAUGAAUCCUUUACCCGCUGCGCCGUAAUUGUAACAUAUUUAUAUACAUAUUAUACAUACGUACACACGCGAACACCCACUUACGAGCAUAUAUAUACAUAUGUAAAACAUAGAGACAUACAAUCAUAAUUAUAUUAUUAUAUUGAUAGUAUUAUACGAUCAUUAUUUUAAUAUACUCUCGUAUACGGUCGAAAUCGCGUAAACACCCUAAUCCAGAACUGAACAACUCUUUGGUCAAUCGUGAAAAAUCAUUACGUAUUUCAACCCUUAACUGUUACGAGUCUAUUUUCCAUCUAAUUUCCAAAUGAAAACUCUUAUUGACAUCAUUUUAUUUUUCCAUUAUAUGAAAGUAAAUUUGUAAUUCGAAAUUUUUUAUUUGCGAUAAUCGUUAGUUAAAAAUUAAUUUACUAAUUAAAUUACUAUAAUUUAUUAAUUAUAUUAGACCGCAUGUGUGUAUAGUGUGCUGGUAGCGGUUAAGGGUUGAAAAUCCAAUGAGAAGUACCUCGAUUUCUAAGCAAUUUCUACGUUUCUAGUUGUUUCUAUAAUUACCAGAGGUAAAUAAACGACGACCAGAGAGUUCAUUUGCAACCAAUCCGUGUAAAUAGUUGAAUUAAUUUCGUUUAUCGUGAUGGUUCGAUCGACGUUUCAGAGGGUGGACUCUGUUCACGAUUCGAAGGGUAGUUAUCAUCGAAUCAUCUUACUGUGAUUCAACGAGGGCAAUAGUCAUCGUGUUUGUUUGCGAACGACGCUAGUCCGUCAUGUUUUCAAAAACAGACUCCUACCCUUCACUCGUGAGAGUCCCUUUCGACGAUUUUCUUGAAGGAAGGACAAAAUCGUCCGUUGAUCGGCCAUAAUCGAUAUGAAAUCAUCACAAAGAGACGGCCAGACAGACGAGCAAUCAAGCAAGCAAGCAAGCAAGCAAGCAAGCAAGCAAGCAGAUUCGCAGGAUCGAAAGAGCAUGUAUGUAGAAGUAUGCGAGUGGGAGUGUGUGUGUGCGUGUACGAGUGUUUGAGAAAGGGAGACGAACAAAUGUAGAGAGGGAAGCAAUAAAAUUAUAGAUAGAAUGGCAACCGCACCAAGGAGAGACCAAACUCGCUUAACGAAAGAUAAUUUACUUACUUACUUGCUUUUUAUUUAUUUUAAUUAGUAACGUUUAUUAACGAGUUAUUAUUUGUAUUUAUUGGCGCGGAACGCUGAGGGUGGUUCGCCGAUACAGAUGUCGAUGAAUGUGGUGCAACUUUUCAACCGCUAGAUGAAUGUAAUUCGAAACAAAAGAAAACAUAAGUGUACAUUGAGGACGAAUCCUUUUUGUUGUUACUUAAACAUGUUAGAAGUUUUCUUCAGUUAAAUUUUCUCUUCUGUAAUACACUGUAUUUUCUUUCUAAUAUAAGUGUAACUAUAUCGUUGAAAAUCUUCUAGUAAAAUGGAUCAUUAAGUUUUGCAUGUUUUUUUUUUUUUUUUUUUUUUUUU
Molecule: messenger RNA, 10689 nt
Organism: Osmia lignaria (orchard mason bee)
Lineage: Eukaryota; Metazoa; Arthropoda; Insecta; Hymenoptera; Megachilidae
Gene: lilli
Product: AF4/FMR2 family member lilliputian
Biological process (GO): regulation of gene expression
Cellular component (GO): nucleus; super elongation complex
Source: RefSeq, a predicted model, not a curated record